AUGGAUGCUCCCUGCCCGACCGGACAUUGUCCAGUAAGACUGAGUGCUGCUCCUGACGGGCAGAAGAUCGUAUCGCCGCUGCCCCGAGCCGGGCGCAACGUUCGAUACUAUUACAUAGACUUCGGGCUAUCCUCUCGGUUCUCCAAGGGAUCCUCCUCACUCGUUAUCGGCGACGUCGGCCAAGUGUAUAUCCCAGAACUAUUCAAUGAGGUCCUGUAUGACGCAUUCAAGGUCGACAUUUUCGCUCGUAGAGAUCUCUACUACAAGCAGUUUGAGAAGAAAUAUACAAGCAUGGAGUUCUUGUGUCCACUCAUCGAGCUUAUGGACGAAGACGCGUGCGACUCUCAACGAUACCCAUUUACGCUAGCGGCUUGUACCCCAGUAUGA
This is a messenger RNA of Trametes versicolor FP-101664 SS1, 387 nucleotides long. RefSeq lists its product as uncharacterized. The record is from RefSeq and is a predicted model, not a curated record. Lineage: Eukaryota; Fungi; Basidiomycota; Agaricomycetes; Polyporales; Polyporaceae. Bases 1 to 387 code for a protein of 128 amino acids. The transcript is spliced from 3 exons.